AUGAACUGGACCAGUGUCUGGUUCUUGACGGCGGUGUUGCUGGUUUUAAGGACGACUUCUGAACACGACUAUCACUACAUAAACCGGUCUUUGUCGUGGCCUGAGGCUCAGAGCUUCUGUCGCCUGAAGCACAGGGACCUGGCCACGGUGCGGGACCAGAGCGACCAGAGGCAUCUGCGGCUGCGGCUGCCUCCCACGGCUCACCUCCACUGGGUCGGGCUGAGGACGAGCCCCACGCGACGCUGGAGGUGGUCUGAUGGCUCCGGGACACUGCAGGAAGACCACUGGGCAGAGUCUGAGCCUAAAAACCUGCAGGGUCAGGACCGGUGUGGGCUGCUGUGGUCCAGCGGGAGGUGGACCGACUCCGACUGCAACAACACCAACGGAUUCGUCUGCUACGAACUGAAAGGGACAGACCUGGUGAGGUUCUUGUUCUACAGCAGGACACAGACCUGGGGGGGGGCACAGGACACCUGCCGGAAGAACCAUGUGGACCUGGUGUCCGUGACAUCACCAGAAACACACACCGAGGUGCAGGAGCUAGUGGCGGGACGGCGAGCCUGGCUGGGCCUCUUCAACGACGCCUGGGCCUGGUCUGAUGGCAGCGACACGUCUUACCGACACUGGGGCGAAUGCGGCGGCGAAGGCGGCGGCGAAGGCGGCGGCGAAGGCGGCGGCGAAGGCGGCAAUAACUGCGCGGCAGUCUCCACAUGCGCUGACGGAGCGUGGGUCGUGAGGGACUGUGCAGAGAGGAGGCCAUUCAUCUGUGAAGGAGGUUUGAAGAUUCGAAAGACUUUGGUGAAAUUAGUGAUCUCCACAUCUGCAAGUCCCAGCUCUAAGAUCAGCUCUAAGAUCAGCUCUAAGGGCAGCUCUAAGGGCAGCUUUAAGAUCAGCUCUAAGGGCAGCUCUAGGGGCAGCUCUAAGGGCAGCUCUGAGAUCAGCUCUGAGAUCAGCGCCUCCAUCCUCGCACACCUGAACCAACACCUGAAAAAUAACAAAGUAUCAGAUUUCAAACUGAGCUGGAGCAACAUCAAAGACCAGAAGCUUCCGCCCGAAGCAAAACAAACCGUUAGCAUCGUUAGCAUCGUUAGCUCCGAGAUGAAGCCUGCGCGAAACCAGCAGCUUCCGCGGGACAAACCUUCAAACCCGGGGGCACACGCCUUCACCAGCGGAUAA
Molecule: messenger RNA, 1176 nt
Organism: Knipowitschia caucasica
Lineage: Eukaryota; Metazoa; Chordata; Actinopteri; Gobiiformes; Gobiidae
Source: the annotation of a GenBank genome assembly